AUGGCACGCAAGUACGCCUCGCACACCACCACUGAGCGCCGCGGCCUGUUCCGCAGGAAGGUCCACCACCAGAAGCGCCACGCCACCCUGGGUGACAAGAUCGCCGGCGGGCUCAAGAAGCUCAAGGGCACUCUGACGAGGAACCCCGCCGUCAAGGCUGCUGGCACGCGUCGCAUGCACGGUACCGAUGGUCGGGGUAGCCACCGCCACUAG
This is a messenger RNA of Diaporthe citri, 213 nucleotides long. RefSeq lists its product as uncharacterized. NCBI's taxonomy places the organism in Eukaryota, Fungi, Ascomycota, Sordariomycetes, Diaporthales, Diaporthaceae. The record is from RefSeq and is a predicted model, not a curated record. Bases 1 to 213 code for a protein of 70 amino acids. The transcript has 2 exons.